GGCGCUGGGAUCGUUCUCCAUGGCUAAAACCAGGCGAUCAGGAGACAAGAGGGUGCAAAUGGGCAGAAGCUGACAGGCUCGUUGUCGUCAGUCACUGAGUGAAACUGCUGCCGCUGGAGAGCCCUGAACGCCAGCUGGUUGACUCCCGCUGCCCUCCGCCUGUAAAGAGCCCUCACGUGGCCGCAGAGAGACAGACCAAGGCAUCUUACUGGGUGGCCCCGCCCCUCGCGGCGCUGAGGCUGCGCAUUGAAUGCGGCGGCGGCGGCCAAUCGGAGAAGCUGUUGCUGUGAAGUGGGGCGGUGCUGCUGUUGGCCGGAAGCGGAGCGCAGCGUGGGCUGCUGAGUCGGGCGGCGCCAUGGGCAUCCUAACUGGAGUGACCCGCGGCUUGGUCCGGGGAGCGGACCGGAUGAGCCAGUGGACGAGUAAGCGCGGCCCGCGCACCUUCUACAAGAGCCGGGGCGCCAAGCGCACCGGCGAGCACGCUCCCGGCCACAAGUUCGUGGUCAUCAAGGAGAUGGUCCCCGAGUUCGUGGUCCCCGACCUGACCGGCUUCAAGCUCAAGCCCUACGUGAAUUACCGCGUCCCCGAGGGCCUCGACACCCCGCUGACAGCCAAGGAGCUCUUCCUGCAAACGGCUGCUCCCGCGAUCGAAAAAGACUUUAAAGAGGGUACAUUUGACCCAGAGAACCUGGAGAAGUAUGGAUUUGAGCCCACGCAGGAAGACAAGCUCUUCCAGCUGUACCCCAAGAACUUCGCGCGGUAGGCAGCAAGGGACUCCCCGGGGAGCUUUGGAAAGGUCCAAUAAAGCUGCUCUUAACAGCG
Echinops telfairi (small Madagascar hedgehog) is the source of this 822-nucleotide messenger RNA. RefSeq names its product mitochondrial ribosomal protein L41 (gene MRPL41). Bases 251 to 763 code for a protein of 170 amino acids. The transcript is spliced from 3 exons. The record is from RefSeq and is a predicted model, not a curated record. Gene Ontology annotation, cellular component: mitochondrial large ribosomal subunit. Gene Ontology annotation, molecular function: structural constituent of ribosome. Gene Ontology annotation, biological process: translation. Lineage: Eukaryota; Metazoa; Chordata; Mammalia; Afrosoricida; Tenrecidae.